This is a messenger RNA of Brettanomyces nanus, 2208 nucleotides long. RefSeq lists its product as uncharacterized. NCBI's taxonomy places the organism in Eukaryota, Fungi, Ascomycota, Pichiomycetes, Pichiales, Pichiaceae. Gene Ontology annotation, cellular component: phagophore assembly site; autophagosome. The record is from RefSeq and is a predicted model, not a curated record. The transcript is spliced from 2 exons. Gene Ontology annotation, biological process: protein localization to phagophore assembly site; autophagy of mitochondrion. Bases 1 to 2208 code for a protein of 735 amino acids.
AUGUCUGGCGAUCUACCUAAACCCACAUUUCUCUCCCGGAUAUUUGGGGCGAACUCAAAUCCAGGUGAGGACCCCUUGCUCAACGACGAUAACAUUGAUCUUCAAUAUGGGGAUACAAGUCUUGAAAGUACUCAGAGUAGGCAGAGCAGCAGCGAGAAUGCAGAAACCACCAAUGAAGUUCAUUUGGGACAUAGUGCAGUAAUACAAUCGGCUUCUGAUUCCAGUGCCAGCUCGGAUGAGGGCUCUGUCUCAUCAUCAGCGUCGCUGCGUCGAUUCGAUCCUCAGAAACAGGCGAUUAGAGAUCAAAUUCAAUCCGAAUACGAAGAAAAUAUGUUGGAUGUGGUUCCCCAAAGUUUAUUAAUGGACGAGGGGAAGGUACAAGGCCGGAAAUCAGCAGUUCCUUUAAAUCAAAACAUAACUGGCAGUCAUCUUGGUAGUCGAUUGGGCGAGAAAGCUCUGGAAUUCGCUCGCUCUAGCAUUCAAUUCACUCACAGGCGACGAGACGAUGAAGAGACUGCCAUCGAAAUGAGAUCUCUAGGAGGAGGUACAGGUGGAUUGACGUCUAAAGUCCCAAUGCUUAGUCCCACAGAAAGAGCCCUUUGGAUCUGGUCUAACGUCACUAAUUUGGAUAGAUUUUUACAGGAUGUCUAUCGAUACUACAUAGGAAAUGGCCUACAAUGCAUUAUACUUACUCAAACUUGCGAUUUGGCUAUUAUAGUGUUUGUUGUAUGGCUGUCCAGUUUUAUGGGUAAUUGUAUCGAUUACGACAAGCUUUUGAAUGGAGGAGCUACUUCUUUCGAUCAAGUUAGAGUGGAUAAAUGCUAUUCAAAGAUAUCAUUGGGACAAAAGUGUUUCUACUACAUUCUAUUGGCUGUCUUGGCUGUCAGAGUAAGGAACUGUAUUCAUGAGUUCAAAGAUUUCAGAGAAAUCAAGCUAUUCUUCAACUGUCUCCUUGGAAUUAGCGAUGACGAGUUGCAAACCAUUAGUUGGCCCAGCAUUGUAAAGAAAAUAAUGAUUUUGAGAGAUCAAAAUACUAAUGCAUUAGCAUCCGGAAGAAAAAUGGAUGAUGAUGAUGAUGAUGAUUUAAAGUCCAAGAAGAGAUUAAAUGCCCAUGACAUUGCCAACAGGCUCAUGCGAAAGGAUAACUAUAUGAUUGCAUUGUUUAACAAGCAAGUCCUUGAUACUCCUUUAAAAUUGCCGCUUCUAGAUUCAUAUUUCCUCACAAAGACUCUCGAAUGGAACUUGAAACUAUGCAUCUUUGAUUAUUUGUUUGAUACCGAAGGACAGCUCAAAAAAUCCGUAUUAAGUGAACACAGCAGGUUAUCCCUUUCCCAUAACCUUGGUCGAAGGUUUCAAAUGGCAGGCUUGUUCAGUAUUGUCCUUACCCCCGCCUUGAAUUUCCUCAACUUUGAGAUCACUUCUGGCCAUACUGUUUUGUUUUACAUGUCUGCAUUUGGCGCUCUUUUCACCAUCUGUAAGAGUUCCAUUUUGGACGAUAAUUCCGUUUUCGAUCCAGAGGCCUCAUUAAGGUAUGUAGCUCAGUUCACCCACUACUUACCAAGCUCUUGGGAGGGCCAGUACCAUACAGAGAAUGUUAGAAGUCAAUUUUGCAGGUUGUUCAAUUUGAAGGUUGUAUUAGUACUGAAGGAACUCACAAGUAUGAUUAUGCUUCCCUAUUUAUUAUAUUUUAGACUGCCAGAUGCAUCCGAGAAGAUAUUGGACUUCUUUAGAGAGUUUACUAUUCAUGUUGACGGUCUGGGAUACGUCUGCAGCUUUGCAAUGUUUAACCUAGACGACAAUAAGGAUAAACCAGGAACCAUGUACAUAGGUAGAAGCGGAAAAUGGGAUAGAGAGGAACUGAAGAGCGGCUAUUAUGCCGCCAACGACGAUAAGAUGGUGAAGUCGUACCUGUAUUUUCUUGAGAGUUAUGGAGAACCGGUGACUAAAAGACCUCAAGCACAUGUAACGUCUACCCCUCGUUCCACCUCUACAACUCCUGCCGUGCGCCGCAGGCAGCUAGACCACAUGGAAGAUACUACAGCAGGAUUAUCUACAGAUUCCAAGAAUUACUUAAAUAAUGCCAGAAAUAGCAUGCUACUGGGGGAUUCGGUGCAUACUCAGCAGCGCAACGAGGCCAAACUGGCAGAUAGCGGAGGAGUCUUAGGAUUACUCAAUCAAAUAUAUAAGCAUCAGCCAAGGGAAACAUGA